CGUUGGACCGUCCGUUGCGCGGGAUACAAAUCUUUCCGCACAGUUUCCCUCGUUCGUAACCGCUCAGCUCUUCAAGUUUCUUUGUUUCUUUCGAAUUAUCCAGUCCUCGUAGUGAGUGACGAAAGAGAAACAAUAACAACGACGGCUGGACGGAAAACGAAUUGCGAAAACCGUGAACAGAAAAACCACUACUACCGAUACAUCAUCUAGGUAGAACAACCAACAGGAAGAAGACCAGGUUUUAUCCGAAGCGCGCGCUAUUCGAAAAACCAAUACGCCCAAUCGAAACUGGGGCUUCGCUUUUCGAACAGACGGCGGUUUAUCAACAACGUCUUUGGGAGAAACUCAAAUUACAUCUGACUGUUUCUUCAUCCCAGCCUCCCGUUCAGGAACGUACGGCGACAACAGGAAGAACAUACAAAGAACUUUUUCGUUAAAAGUGACCAAUUGUCACCCACGAAGAUCUCCGUCCAAGGACCCACACUGUAGCAAGAAGCAACGCUGCAUGGGCCCAAGCACAAGUGAUAUUCUUACCUAAUAAUUAAUUUGUAGCUAUACACGCGUUUAUACCGACAGAGCUUAAAAGCGUUAAAAUCGGUCCGUUAUAAUCGAUAAUUGUCGCAGCUACCCAGUUCGGUAAUCUUGUGACGUGAAGUGUGUUCAAAAGGCUUUUCUGCUUUUAACGGUUCAUUGACAAUAAUUACGAAUAAUUACAAAAUUCGAUUGAACUUCAAUAAAAAAAUACGUGCUUCGUUUUGUUAAAAUAAACCAUUUUUGAAGAGAGAAGAUAACAGGGAGGCAAUAGUGUCGCGAGUGUAAAACAGUGCGUGUGUGAAAACAGCACAAUAUGAGAGUGACAGCCGCUGUCAGACAGCAUUCUAUUCAUCUACAAGUGGCUCGAACCAACAAUGGAAAGUUCCUGGUCUGCCCGAACAAUAAUCAGGACAUCAGUCAACAGCCAACGAAUGACGAGACGAACUCGGUGCCAGCAGUUGUCUUCCCUAGUUAUGAACCAUUGCCUACCGAUCAUCAUGGACCUACCAUACUUGGCGAUCGGUAUCUACUUCUUGGACCAGCCGAGGGGAGCGCUCUAUACCGAUGCGUCGAUGUACAUUCUGGUCAACAACUCGUCGCAAAGGCGCUGACCGUAGGCGAUAAAGGUUGCGAAGCACUACUACAAGCUCACCUUCGAUUAGAAGGUACUGGAGCGGCGAGCGGUGUCGCAGGUGUGGUGGAAGCACCUGGAGGUCGACGCUAUCUCCUGUUGGAGGGUCACCACGGUGACCUGCACGCCUACGUAAGGGCGCGCAGGAGACUGCGGGAACCAGAAGCGAGGCGGCUUUUCCGGCAAGCGGCCAGAGCCGUGGCUACGUGUCACGAGUAUGGGGUCGUGCUUAGAGACCUGAAACUCAGGAAAUUUGUUUUCGCCGAUGAAGCAAGAACACGACUUCGUUUAGAAAGCCUGGAAGAUGCAGUAAUCGUUGAAGGUGACAAUGACAAACUGACUGAUCGACGGGGUUGCCCAGCCUAUGUGGCACCGGAAGUAUUACGUUCAGGACGAGCCUAUUCUGGCAAAGCAGCUGACAUCUGGUCACUUGGUGUAUUACUUUAUACAAUGUUGGUCGGCCGUUAUCCAUUUAACGAUGCUGAGCAUGCAUCUCUGUUCGCGAAAAUCUCACGUGGCCAAUUCGCAGUACCAGAAGGUCUGAGUCCACGUGCUCGAUGUCUGAUCCGUUCAUUGCUGAGAAAAGAACCGUCCGAGAGGCCAUACGCGGAGGACGUACCGAGGCAUCCAUGGCUUGCAAAACCAUUACGAGUCUGUACUACAUCUAGCAGGUCCUCAUGUCAGGAUCAAAUUGUACCAGAACUACCUAAUAAUUCUCAAGACUGACUCUUCCGGGAGAAAAAGAUAUAUUCCGCUCGCGCUGGAUCCAGCUUUCUUCGUUAAUUAAUCCUAUUUGGAUGAAAAUUCUGUGAAGAGAGAAAAUUUCGCGUUCCGAAUUAACAUGGCUUUUGUUUCUUAUUUUUAAUCUUUUUUUUUUUGUGUUUUGUUUUAUAUGAUAAUGUAAAAUAGUUAUAGACGCUCGGUUAUAUUGUGUAAAGAAUUGGAGAAAAAAAUGAAUAAAAAUAAAAUUCUUCAUUCUCUUUAUCUGUAUAUAUUAUAAAAAUAGGAAGAAGUACAAAGAUCAAAAUAUAAUAAUUUAGAAUAAUUA
This is a messenger RNA of Apis mellifera (honey bee), 2213 nucleotides long. RefSeq names its product tribbles homolog 2. The transcript is spliced from 4 exons. Gene Ontology annotation, cellular component: nucleus. Gene Ontology annotation, biological process: protein phosphorylation; positive regulation of proteasomal ubiquitin-dependent protein catabolic process; regulation of MAP kinase activity. NCBI's taxonomy places the organism in Eukaryota, Metazoa, Arthropoda, Insecta, Hymenoptera, Apidae. The record is from RefSeq and is a predicted model, not a curated record. Gene Ontology annotation, molecular function: mitogen-activated protein kinase kinase binding; ATP binding; protein kinase activity. The coding region runs from base 848 to 1891 and encodes 347 amino acids.